UCAAAAGUAGUAACUACAUUCAUAUUUUUACGUUUUUUUAGCAUCGAAAAUAAUAGCAUAACAAAAUAGGAACUAAGUCUUAUUCGAGAUUAAGGAAAGCAGAAUACAAUCCCUACCAAAGUCUUUUUUUUUGCUACAUACUUCUAAUAUACCAAUUGCUAUUUUAAUAUCUGGAUUGAACAACAUAAAACCCUGAUGCUUCUGUGAUACCUGAUUUCUUUCCAGAACAAUGUCAUCUUUGCAAAAUAAAACCAAAGCCCAACCAACCCAAAUGGCGAAAAAUGUGAUAGUACAGAAAACCGAAAUGAUAUCCAUAAGGAGCCUGCUGGUGUUCCUGAACAACACACUCGAUUGCGAAUUGCGGGGCAUGGACGACCUAAAAACCGGGGCAGUAUACUGCCAAGUCAUGCACAGGCUCUUUCCCACGUCUAUUUUAAUCCACAAAGUCAAGUUUUAUACGCACACCAAAGUCGACUUUGAUGCAAACUUCCGGCUGUUGCACAAUUGCUUCGAGAAGCUGAAAGUAACGCGGUAUCUUCCCGUGGAAGAGUUGAUUGUGGGGCACAACCACGUGGACUUUUGCAACUGGAUAUACAAAUUCUAUAAAGUCAACGACAACGGGCAGGAAUACGAUGCCAAAAAGGUGAGGAAAGACUCGCCAAUCGGGCUCAGCAAAAGUCUCGAAAUCGCCUGUUUUGCAACUGGGAACUUGAAUGCCAUGCACAAGUGUCAGUCGAUGAUCUUUAAUUACACGAAAAACCCGUACAAGUACGAAAGGAGAAGUAGCCUGGAUAGCCGCAGCAUUGAUCGUCUCAAACUCAAAAAGCCUGAGUCACAAAAGCAAUCUAUAAAGCCCCCUCCGCAGACAAAGGGAGCUCGAAAAGCCUCGGAAUUUCACGCAGAAAGCAAGAACGUUUCUCUGCCCUCGGAUAGCGAAGGCGAGCUGACAACGGGCACUCAGCAACCUUACCCGCAAAAUCAGUAUGCGGAAAAACACAAUUCUAAGAGGGCUUUGACUGGGGUAUCAUUCACAAUCGAAUCGCCGAACAACUCGAAGAAUGGCCCAGAUCCCAAGGAGUUUAAGUCUUGGAAAGCUCUGAUCGAUAAGUGCGACCAAAGCAAAAACGAGCUGCAAUCCAAGGCUGCGACCAUCAGGGAUUUACAGUGCAAGAUUCGUCACUUGGACAUAGAGCAGGAGCAGCUCGCUGAUAAGUUAGGGAAUGUGGAGCACAUAUUAUUCAAAUACGGUGAUAAUCCUAAGUAUGCUGUUCAGCAACUAAAAGACAUUCUCUUAAAUAACCCGCAAGUGGUAGCGAUACGACCGCGUAGACGCCAUGAAUGCGGGGAUUCCACAGAGAGCAACCACCAUUGUGGUUCUACUACUUCCAAGGUUCAGUUAACCCAGAAAAUAGAUUGUUCAAAACACUUAAAAAUGCCAGAAAUGGAAUACUCGCACUUAAUGCCUCCGUGUCAAAGCAAAGAAUGCCUAUCUAAAGAGUCUAAGGACAGAGAUACCAAAUCCCGAGAUUGGGUAAUUCCUAAAGACGAAGGUUCAGACUACAAGUACACGCACCGUUCUAGGAGCUCUAUGAAACUCCAUUGCCACAGGCAUUGUCCAUCCAUGGACUCGAAGGAUUCGCGCAGCCUUAGGCACCAUUCCAAGGGGUAUAAAAAACAUUCGUUGGACUCAAUGGACGAAGAUGAGGAUCACAAGCACAGGCACCAUUCCACGAACUGUAGAAUUCCAGACUGCAGGUGCCAUUUCCGGGAUUGUAUGGACAUUGGCGCAGAUCACCAGUAUAGGCGCCUUUCAAGGGAAUCGGAUCCAGAAAGAAAGCAUAGGCACCAUAGGCGAUACUCCGGGGACAGAGAUUCAGACCAUAGGCAUUCAAAACAUUCAAAACAUACCAAACACAGCAAAUCGAAGUGUCUUUGCUUCUCAAAAUCCAUGAAAGAGUUGGACUUCAAACCCAAUUACGACUCGGAUUCCACUUUUUCUACGAAGGAAGAAUCAAAUAAUUCCAAGGAUCUCGAUCAAAAUGAUACAUCGAUAGAAAAACAAUAAGACCCAUUUAAAUUAAUUCUAUAAAGAUUUUAAAUUGAUACUUAGAGUUGAACUUGUUAAGCGGUUCGGAAAACGUAAAAAAAGUGAUAUCGUUUUUCUAUAUUUAAAAAACAGUAGCUCCAAAUUUCUGUUUCGAAUUACCCAAUUAAAUUUAUUAAUGUCAAAACUACGUA
Drosophila rhopaloa is the source of this 2238-nucleotide messenger RNA. RefSeq lists its product as uncharacterized. NCBI's taxonomy places the organism in Eukaryota, Metazoa, Arthropoda, Insecta, Diptera, Drosophilidae. Gene Ontology annotation, biological process: protein localization to microtubule plus-end; regulation of microtubule polymerization or depolymerization; spindle assembly. The transcript is spliced from 2 exons. Gene Ontology annotation, cellular component: microtubule plus-end; cytoplasmic microtubule; microtubule organizing center. Gene Ontology annotation, molecular function: microtubule plus-end binding. The record is from RefSeq and is a predicted model, not a curated record. The coding region runs from base 230 to 2065 and encodes 611 amino acids.